CGAGCAAGCAGAAGGCGCCUACUAGCCAAGGAACAGGACGAAGCGCCUCCACAUUACGUACGUACAGUCCAGGGAAGGCCUCCACUCCCCGUAUAGCAUCCCACAGACACAAUCCAGGAGUAAUUGAGACGCACAGAGAUCAGAGCGAUGUGUUGGUGGUGCUGCAUGCGCGUGUUGGAGAAGUGUCUGCCCCGUAACGACAUCGUGCGGGAGCUGGCGCCGUAUUUGCAGCAUGUGCAUCAGGACGACGCGCUGGACGAGGAAACGCGGCGUGGCGGGGACAUGGGCGGCCCCUGGGUGCGGACGCAGUCUCCCAGGGGCGUCGACAAGGACUCAGCCACGUCCAGUGACUCGCUACGCCACGUAAAUGCGAAUUUUCCACUGCGUCACAGUCUAGACUGUGAACUUAGUCUCCAGAAUGACAACAGUUUGAACCAGAGCAGGCCACUUAGUAAAAUGAGCAUGAGGAAGCCCGACGCGGGCUAUCAGGACGGCAACUACCAGGACCACGCUAGUGCCACAUUCCAGAAGGAAUACAUUAAUUCGGCCGAGAUUUCUUCCACACGAGACGGACUCCGAACGGUUUCCUCCUAUGGAAACUCGCAGAAUCAGACUCAGGAGGGAGAUAACCCGACGCUACUCCGUCUCACGAGGAUGGAGGCGGAGAGUGGGGGCAGCAUCCAGAGCUUGGAGGUGUCAGGGUCCGAAUACUCCGGCGCGGGCUCGAACAACACGAUGAGUGGCAAGAAAAACCAGACAAAUAAAAUCAAAACGGACCUGGGAGACCUCACUCCCGUGAGGUGGGACAAGGUCGUGAUUGUGCAGGUCUCCGUACAGGGUUUCCGCGAGAUGAUGAGUCAAGCUAAAGACCUCAUGGAGGACGCCAAGUUACUGUACGAGCACACGGUACUAUCUCGACUAGCGUCGGAGUAUGGCGGACAGGAGAUUCUGAGCCACUCACGGUCGGGACUGUUUGUCAUCGCCUUUGCAUCCGAGUUCCACGCAGCCAAGUGGUGUCUGUCCUUGCAGCUGAGUCUCGUAUACGCCGCGUGGAAUGACAAAUUACUCAAGCAGUUUGACGAUAUGAGGGAAGUAUCGGUGACGACCAACGGCAAGACCAAGAAGAACAUGUUACUGUAUCGCGGGUUCCGCGUUCGGAUGGUGAUCCAUACGGCAGAUCCAGAUAUUAAUCCCGAGUUAUCUUUGAGUGAAGCGGUCAAGUGGACCAAGACGGUGAGUGAAUACGCGCAUGGAGGACAGAUCGUGUUGAGUGACAACGUCUGGGAUCGGUUAAAGGAACAGCUCGUCCAGUUGGGGAACCCUGUGGUGGAAGACUUGGGUGGCCACGCAGUUUUAGGCGACGAAGUGCUGCUGAUGUUGCUGCUACCUCGAGACCUGGAGCUAAGAAGAUUUCCGAGUUUGAAAAGCCCUCACCAGCUCUCGCUGGGCAUGCGAGACGCUCCGUCCGCACACAAACCAGUCACGAUGGUGUUUACGUUCAUCGAAGGUGCUCGACCGCUUGUUCGCUGUCACGCUGAAGAGCUGGCAGAUCGUAUUAAGACGCUGUGUAUGGUCGCUCGUGAGCUGUUGAGAAAACACAAUGGCUACGAGUGUCAGGAGCUACAGGGAGAUUUCAUGCUGGCGUUCUUCACACCUGCUAGCGCCAUCUUGUGGUGUGGUGAGUUCCAGGUGCGUAUUCGACAAAAGUUCCGCGAAUGGGAUCGAGAGAACGAGAACCAAGAGCUGCGCUUCUCAAUGUCCAUGGGGAUCGAGACUGGCGUUCCUGCUAGUGUAAGUCCACACAAGACGAGUGGACGUGCUGAUUACUUCGGUAAUAUUGUGAACCAGACGGCGCGUAUCGCCAAGGCUGCGCAUGGCGGUCAAGUUCUGAUUGGUGGAGAUGCCUGGAGUGCUUACUGCGCUGCUCAGCCAUCACAGCAGAUAAUCUCCAAGGCUGACAAGAUCAAGGAUAUUCCAGGCUCUACGGUGUUCCAGUUCAAGGCGCACGGCUACUACAGUUUCAAGGGCAUCUCGAAGCCGAUCGGCCUUAUUGAAGCGAUUCCGGUGGACGUGCAGUCAAAGACGUUGAGCUUAGACCUGAUGACUCUGAUCCGAGGUCACGCGCCCAAGGCCAAGCGAAUCGAAGACGCUGCGCUCGCUAACCAAGCCAAGACAGUUGUACCUGAUGUUCCAUCGGAGCUCGUACGGCUCAGUCACGGCGGUGAGCAGCCCAACAACUCGAUUCGGGAGACGGAGUUCGACUUCAACCUCUCGUGGGAUGACAGUAUUUUUGUUUUUGAAGAUAUCGACGAGGAAGAUGGAGAUAUGGAAGACGAAGGACAAGGACGCGGCUUGGCAGUGUGUGGCAGUGUUGCCCUGGCUAUGCGGAAUAGCACCCUAAAUCAUUCGCGCCUUAUGGCUCAAUUGCGCUCAUCGAGAAGAGAUGAUUCCUUCACUUCACAACGCAACUCCGCGAAUGCGACGCGGACGGAAGACAUGGAUAGAGUAUAAUCGCAAGGAAGCCAUCGACUGGUUUCGCUCGUGGUACUUUUACUCGCGGUGUCUCGAUUUUCGUCGUAGGGAGAUGAAAACUCGUUGCUCUUGGAGAGGAGAGACAUUCGCAGUGACGUGGUGAGCUCAGUUGUAUUGCCGCUAAUAAAUUAAAAUGCUUUGCUAUGGCUA
This is a messenger RNA of Phytophthora infestans T30-4, 2682 nucleotides long. RefSeq lists its product as uncharacterized. The transcript has a single exon. NCBI's taxonomy places the organism in Eukaryota, Oomycota, Peronosporomycetes, Peronosporales, Peronosporaceae. Bases 166 to 2511 code for a protein of 781 amino acids. Gene Ontology annotation, biological process: cyclic nucleotide biosynthetic process; intracellular signal transduction. The record is from RefSeq and is a predicted model, not a curated record.